AUGGUUCGAGAGAAAAUAACAGUAUCUACUCGGACACUACAGUGGAAGUGUGUUGAAUCAGCAGCAGACAGUAAGCGUCUUUUGUAUGGGCGCUUUAUUCUGUCUCCGCUUAUGAAAGGUCAAGCAGACACAAUAGGCAUUGCGAUGCGAAGAGCUUUGCUUGGAGAAAUCGAAGGAACAUGUAUCACACGCGCAAAAUCUGAGAAAAUCUCACACGAAUAUGCUACCAUAAUGGGUAUUCAAGAAUCAGUACAUGAAAUUUUAAUGAAUUUGAAAGAAAUCGUAUUGAGAAGUAAUCUCUAUGGAACUUGUGAGGCGUCUAUUUGUGUCAGGGGCCCCGGAUAUGUAACUGCUCAAGAUAUCAUCUUACCGCCUUAUGUAGAAAUCGUCGAUAAUACACAGCAUAUAGCUAGCUUGACGGAACCCAUUGAGUUGAUAAGAAAAAAUAGAAAUGACUGUGUCUCUGUACCGACUGAACCAAUGACUAUUCAUGAUUCCACAAUUGAAUCAAUUCCAUACUGGUUCCAAAUUAGAGGAAUGUUAUGCGUUCUUAAGGCCAAAGAGUCGGCGGAAAAGGGGGGAAAGCUCUCCGUUCCUGGUUCUCCUGUAGCUGGAUCCUCCGGAACCACAAGAAUCCUUAGUUAG
Messenger RNA from Helianthus annuus (common sunflower), 645 nucleotides. Its product is annotated as DNA-directed RNA polymerase subunit alpha-like. Gene Ontology annotation, molecular function: DNA-directed RNA polymerase activity; protein dimerization activity. The transcript is spliced from 3 exons. The coding region runs from base 1 to 645 and encodes 214 amino acids. The record is from RefSeq and is a predicted model, not a curated record. Gene Ontology annotation, biological process: DNA-templated transcription. Lineage: Eukaryota; Viridiplantae; Streptophyta; Magnoliopsida; Asterales; Asteraceae.